Megalopta genalis is the source of this 3835-nucleotide messenger RNA. Its product is annotated as discoidin domain-containing receptor 2. Gene Ontology annotation, cellular component: plasma membrane; signaling receptor complex. Lineage: Eukaryota; Metazoa; Arthropoda; Insecta; Hymenoptera; Halictidae. Gene Ontology annotation, molecular function: collagen binding; protein tyrosine kinase collagen receptor activity; ATP binding. The record is from RefSeq and is a predicted model, not a curated record. Gene Ontology annotation, biological process: positive regulation of neuron projection development; protein phosphorylation; positive regulation of phosphatidylinositol 3-kinase/protein kinase B signal transduction.
ACCGCGUGUGCGACUUCGCUCCCUCGAUUUCGCAUUGUUAUUCCCCAGCGGCCCAUUGGUUCACGAUCUCAGCCCACCGCCUCUACGCGUACGGACCGAUCCGGGUGCGCGAAUCGCGCCGAUCCGCCGCGGAGACCGUGACACUUGGCGCGAGUAAACGCGCCGAGCCUGUGAUCCACCGCGAUCGAGAGCGGUUGCCGCGUCGAUCCUCGAUCACGUGCGACGCCCGGCGACGCUGGCACCACGAAGAGUGGAUCCAGGGUAGAUAGAUCGGCAGGAAGAUCCUCGGUAUGAGGACCGUCCCGGUGACUAAGAGGACGCUGCGCUCGAGCCUGGUUCGAUGCAAGGUCGGCCAACGAUCCUGAAGGCGAUCGGAUGUCUGGCGAGGCGCUACCGUCGAGGAUAGCAGACAGCCGCGGCUGUCACCGUGCGAGGAUCCAAGUGAUCCACCGUUUUCUGAUCGGACGAUUGCCCCGAGCUUCCAUGAAGGCACCGUACCGCAGCGACCAUGAAGACUGAUUGCCUGCCAAUAAUUGCUAAGUUCUGUGCACUGCUGUCGCUGAUCGGUCCGCCGCGCGAUGUUCGAGCACUCGAUAUACAAUCGUGCAACCAAUCCUUGGGGAUGGAGUCCGGUGGCAUACCGGAUUCAGCCAUUACAGCGUCCUCCUCGUAUGUGACGAACGUCGGUCCACGGAAUGGCCGGCUGCGGAAGGAGACAGCCGGCGGUGCUUGGUGUCCGAAGAACCAAAUAGAACGCGGGAUUCGCGAGUGGCUCCAAGUGGAUCUUCCAGGGACCCACGUGAUCACCGGUGUACAGAGUCAGGGUCGUUACGAUCACGGCCGUGGCCAGGAAUACGUCGAGGAGUAUACCCUCGAGUAUCGGCGUCCCGGGUUCACCGAGUGGCGGCGAUAUAAACGCUGGGAUAACAAGGAGGUCCUGGCCGGGAACAGCGACACAUCCACCAUAGUGUCGCAUCGAUUAAUCCCGCCGAUAUUCGCCAGCCAGAUCCGUGUAUUGCCGCACUCCGAGCACAGGCGCACCGUUUGCCUUCGAAUCGAGCUGAGAGGCUGCCAGGACACGGGUGGUGUCGUCAGUUACACCAUACCGGAGUCCCCGACGGCGGAGCUCAGCGACGUCUCCUACGACGGCAAAAGGCAGGACAACUUGUUGACCGAUGGCCUGGGCCAGCUAAUCGAUGGCGAGGUCGGCGCGGAUAAUUACAGGCUGGACAUGGGAGAUGGAAGAGGUACAGGCUGGGUCGGCUGGAUGCGCGACAUCUUCGAGGACGGCUACAUCGAGCUGGUGUUCGAGUUCGAGGUAACCUGGAUCUUCGAGGAGGUGCACAUUUACACCAAUAACUACUUCUCCCGCGAUGUCCAGGUAUUCUCGAAAGCAGACGUCUGGUUCAGCCCGGACGGCGAGAGCUACGAAGAGGAGCCACUGUCUUACUCCUACAUACCGGAUAUCGUGCUGGAGAACGCGCGGAACGUGUCGAUAGGUCUGCACGAGCGCCGCGGGAAGCUCCUGAAGAUACACCUGUAUUUCGCCGCCCGAUGGAUCAUAAUCAGCGAAGUGACGUUCGACGGAACCAAUCCCUAUGAAAAUGUCACCGAAGAGUCGGCGUCCGAGUUCAGCAACCGAGAAAUUCCAAUGAACCCCGAGGUGGAUCCCAACUUGCAAACAAUUACAGCUGCGGGAGAGGGUCAGGAAUAUUUAGAGGUACUAAUAGGUGUUCUGACUGCCAUUAUCCUACUUCUUCUGCUGGUGUUCGUCAUUAUUCUACUUCUGAAUCGACGGCAAAAACUUCAGAGCUCGCCGACCGUGUUGAAAAAUCCAUUUGGAUUCGCCAUAAACAUGAAGGGUCUCCUCUUAAAUUUAACUCCUGGAGGGAUGCUGGCAGAAACUGCCAAUCACGUUUCCCCGGACAUGCCGGAGGACGGGAGCAUGCACGAGUCAUUAACAAUGGAACAAUUCAAUUCGCCCCUCGUCAGUCCUCAAUAUAAAUCUACGUACGCGAUAGUGGCUACUUCCGAAGAAUCCCCGAAAGACCUGAAGGACGUGGCGGUGUCGGAGGAGAGCGUUCGGCUCGAUACAAGACCGGAAUCGACAGCGGGUCCGCCUAGUUGCUCGUCGUCCCCGACAAACUCCCCCGCGCGUCACUCCCAAUACUACAGGACCCUUCAAAGUUACACCAGUCCAACUGCGAAACUCAAUAUAGCGGCCACGUCUAAUCACCAACGGGACGUCGAUCAAAUCCACUCGAAGCGUUGGCAUACGGCGCCUAAAGAAAAACACAAGAUACCGGCGCCGGUGGUUAGUUGGAAUAUCGCGCCCAGCAUGAACAAGCCGUACAAGUGCAAGGAAAUAGAGCCCACCAAUAUACCGCGACAGUGCCUACGUACAACAGAGAAACUUGGCUCGAGGAAUAUCGGCGAGGCGAUAGUUUGCGAAUCAGUUGGGCUGGAGGAAGUGGUACCGAAUUCACCGAGAUUGGUAGUGGCUCGCGUGCCGGCAUGCAACGGUGACAUUCGAGCUGGUAGUACGACGAAUCAAAUCCGAGAAGUCCGAUUUCUGUCCUGUCUGUCCGAUCCGAACGUGGCUCGGAUCCUAGGAGUGUGCUCGGUAGAUCCAGUACCGUGGACCAUCAUCGAGUACACGGAACUCGGUGAUCUCGCCCAUUAUCUUCAGUACAGUGUGCCACUUACGGGAACGCUUAGGCCGAGCUGCAAUUUGAAGGCCCUUAGUCAAGGCUGCCUGUUGUACAUGGGAGCGCAGAUAGCAUCGGGCAUGAGGUUUCUCGAGUCGAAGAAUCUGGUGCACAAGGACCUGGCAGCCAGAAACUGUCUAGUGGGCCGAUCUUAUACCGUGAAAGUGACCGACAUAGCGAUGUGCAGUGACCUUUACAAGAAGGAUUACAGUGACAUAGGCGGCAGACCGCCGGCGCCAAUCAGAUGGCUGCCGUGGGAAAGCAUUCUGCUGGAUAGGUACACUUGUUCGAGCAGCGUUUGGUCCUUCGCCGUCACUCUCUGGGAGGUGAUGAGCUUGGCCAGGGAGAAGCCUUUCCAACAUCUAACCAACGAUCAAGUCAUACAAAACGCCGAGCAUAUGUACUAUGGAGCCGAGCUGCAGGUGUAUCUACCGAGACCGACGAUGUGUCCGGACGAGGUCUACAGGAUGAUGUGUUCAUGCUGGCGGAGGGACGAGACCUCGAGGCCGACGUUCAAAGACAUUUACACGUUCCUGAAAAACCUGAUCGAGGACUACCGGCCCGGUGCAUAAUAAUCCCGGUUAACUGUGAUACCGAAAAGCGGACGGAGAAUCUUCUUUCCGAGCGUCGACCUGGUCGAUCUCUCGUGCUCGGACUCUUCAGAAGUGUACAAUCGUUAGUUUUUAGUGCAUGCGUUGGAAACGGGCCGCGAGGUGAACUCUAUCCCACUAGCUUUCAAGCAGAAACAAACCCUUGUCAGACCUCUCUCGUUCACGGUGACGGGUUCAACACGGGUCUCGGAUUCUGUUGUCGUCCAGGAAACGCAGGAAACAAAGACGAUCACGAUGACGGCAUCUUCGCCCGGCAGCUCGAUGAAAGACACCGCCUCCGAUAAUUUUCUAGUCAGCUCGGUCCUUCGAUUCCUACGACAAAAAUUGGUACCGUGUACAGUAAUCCCUGGACACUGACGACGCGAGUACGCUGCGACAAUGCUGAGCACUGAUAAGUCUAUCCACUUGUACAUACGAAUCUAGAUAUCGGCGCUAGACGACACACGACGGGAGGUUCUCGCGGUAGCUGGUGCCUUUGUAGACCGCUUUUAUAAUAAUAAUAACCGUCUUCACGUU